Dunckerocampus dactyliophorus (ringed pipefish) is the source of this 2078-nucleotide messenger RNA. RefSeq names its product paired box 10 (gene pax10). The record is from RefSeq and is a predicted model, not a curated record. Lineage: Eukaryota; Metazoa; Chordata; Actinopteri; Syngnathiformes; Syngnathidae. Gene Ontology annotation, molecular function: DNA-binding transcription factor activity, RNA polymerase II-specific; RNA polymerase II cis-regulatory region sequence-specific DNA binding. The transcript has 8 exons. Gene Ontology annotation, biological process: regulation of transcription by RNA polymerase II; anatomical structure development. Bases 318 to 1172 code for a protein of 284 amino acids.
CAGACGCAUUUCUCUCCAGAGCACCCUCCCCUCCUGCACCACCUCCCUCUUUCACUCCCUCCAUCUCUCUCCUCUGCACCCUUGCCUGUACGGACACAGUAUUGUCAACAAAGCUGGAGAACAAGGAACGAGGGGGAAUCAGGGGUAUAGAGGUAUACACGGGACGCCCCAGCAUCAUCUCGCAUUGAUACUCAUUGAGGACGAGUUGUAGGAUCGAAAGGACGGUGCGCGGAGCCCAAAGUGACAGUAAACAGUGCCGAGCACGCACACGGCAGGACUGCUGCUUUGCUCUUCAUGGUGGUUGGGACACUUGUAGUAUGUAUGAGAAGUUAACCAUGCUCAACCUGCAGAGUGGCUCUAACUGGAGCGGGCCUAACAACUGGUACCAUGACCCCACUGGUGUACAGACUCAACACAGCACAGUGUCCGAGGGAUGCCUGCUGGACACAGAGGGUGGCAUGGGAGGUGAGGCAGUAGGAGGAGGAGGAGGCCCAGGCCGAGGGGGAGGUGUCCCCGUUGAGAGAGAUGAAGGCGAGGAGUCUCAGUUGAGGCUGCAGCUCAAGAGGAAGCUGCAGAGGAACCGAACCAGCUUCACGCAGGAGCAGAUCGAGGCGCUGGAGAAAGAGUUUGAAAGGACACAUUACCCAGAUGUCUUUGCAAGAGAGAGACUGGCCAAUAAGAUUGAUCUCCCCGAGGCCAGGAUACAGGUGUGGUUCUCCAACCGGAGAGCCAAGUGGAGGCGGGAGGAGAAACUGCGCAACCAAAGGAGGUCAGGAGGUGUUACUUCCUGUUCUCAGAGCCAAGCACCCCUGACCACUUCCUUCAACACAUCUGUCUAUCAUCAGCAACACGGCAGCAGUUCAGGGUCCAUGUUGAGUCAGGCUGAGUCGUCGCUGCCCAGCUACAGCUCGCUGUCAGUCUUCUCAUCUGGAGUCCAGUCCAUCCCUCCGCAGUCGGCCUCCUCUUACUCCUGCAUGUUGCCGCCAUCUCCAUCUGCCCCGCGCAGCUUUGACUCAUCAGCAUACGCCUCCCCUCACCUGCAGACUCCACCCUCAGCCAACUCCAACACUGGCCUCAUAUCACCUGGCGUCUCGGUGCCGGUCCAGGUUCCAGGAACUGAGCAGCAGGGCAUGAGCCAGAACCUGGGCCAGUACUGGGCCAGAUUACAGUGAACAACCACCAGCUUAAUAGAAGAAGAACAUAAAAAAAGAAGUGUGAAGAAAACAAUAACACAGGACCGAGCUUUGUGGAUCCAAAAUAAGCUCAAAUGUUCACACAUUUAUCCAAGAGCAGCUUUGGUUCUACUUGACAGUACGCUACUGGGAUUGGCUUAGUAUUUGCUUAGCCUGCAGAAUAGCAGUAGACAUAGUUAAGGGUUAGGUUGAAAUGGUGCGGACUACUUUACUGAAGGAUGCAGCGCUACUCAGUAAAUGCCAGCAGAUGUCUGCAGUGUAUUGUGAAGUGGAACCACAGUUCGUCGUUACAAAGGCAGCAAAAAAGCUGUGCACCAUAUUCCACUUACUUGUGGACUCAAAACUGCUAAUCCAUUCAUCCAAAAUGAACCAUAUGGCUAAACAUGUCAAUAUAAACUCCUACAGGGUUUUGUAUAUCAAAACAAAUCAGGUAGAUCAACAUAUUAAGAGGAAGAAAAGACAUUUUUUUAUAUGACUUGUGUGAGCUGCUGACAAUCAAUCCUGCCUGCAUGCACUACAGCCUGACAAUCAAAGCAGGACAGAGAGGAAAUACUGUGAAAUUUUACUGCAACACUGCCAUGGCAACAUCACAAAACCGUGCAUGUGCAAACUAAACCACAAGACAAUCAAAUACUUUGUUGUACAAAGAAAUAGCUGCUCACGCUCCUCUGUCAAUGCAACUCAGUUCGAGGUAUUACCAGUUGUCUUUUCAAUGCUAUUUAUUUGUCUUUACACUUCACAGGCCCUCAAUGUAUUGUUUCUUUUGCUGUGUGUGUGUGCGUGUGUGUGUGUGUGUGUUGUGUUAGUAUACUGUUUAGCUGCCAAGAGUCAACCCUUUUGUGAAGGCCUUGGAACCCUUUAAUGAAAAUAAAACUGUACGUCAUC